Molecule: messenger RNA, 2287 nt
Organism: Bubalus bubalis (water buffalo)
Lineage: Eukaryota; Metazoa; Chordata; Mammalia; Artiodactyla; Bovidae
Gene: DPAGT1
Product: dolichyl-phosphate N-acetylglucosaminephosphotransferase 1
Exons: 9
Coding region: 596-1822 (408 amino acids)
Biological process (GO): protein N-linked glycosylation; dolichol-linked oligosaccharide biosynthetic process
Cellular component (GO): membrane
Molecular function (GO): UDP-N-acetylglucosamine-dolichyl-phosphate N-acetylglucosaminephosphotransferase activity
Source: RefSeq, a predicted model, not a curated record
UCCUGUAGCCAUCUUCCCGGUUCCAGAGGUGUCCCAUAGUAAACGCCAGGCAUUGGCUCUUUUAGCGUGACCAGCGGAGGCCGACGGAGCUAAACCUGACGUGGAACCAAAAAUAAGCCGCGUCAGACACGUGGUACAAGGAGGCGUUCAUCUUGGAACCGGGCAAGGAGUUUUUCCGCUUUGGGCUGUACAUCUUUAAUAUGAUGUUGGGAAAGAAUCUGCUUUUGUUUGUCCUUCUUUAAUUGCUUUUCCAGAUCCCUGGUGAUGAUUCAUCUCUCGAAUAAAGGGUUUGGUUUAAAAUCACACUUCUGUCCCCGCUAUUAUGCCCGUAUUAAAAAUGGCCGCCUCCUUCCAGUGAUAGUUGCUCUGCGAACUAGAUCCGGGCGGAAACAGUGGGUAAGCAGAGGCAGAGGGGCAGAGCCAAGGUUGCUUCAUAGAGGCUCGCGGGAGUCUCGAAGGCGGCUCAGGUCAGAGUUGUUGGGUUUUGCUCAGGCUGCUGUAGGAAGAACCAGCCUGUGGGGAGCGGCUACACCUUACUGCUGGAGCUUGCCCAUUAGCUAAGAAGGCGGCCGAGUGGGCCGCCUGGCAGGUCACCAUGUGGGCCUUCCCGGAGUUGCCUAUGCCGCUGUUGGUGAAUUUGAUCGGCUCGCUGAUGGGAUUUGUGGCCACACUGACCCUUAUCCCUGCUUUCCGAGGCCACUUCAUCGCCGCGCGCCUCUGUGGCCAGGACCUCAACAAAUCCAGCCGGGAGCAAAUCCCAGAGUCCCAGGGAGUGAUCAGCGGUGCUGUUUUCCUUAUCAUACUCUUCUGCUUCAUCCCUUUCCCUUUCCUGAACUGCUUUGUGGAGCAGCAGUGUAAAGCCUUCCCCCACCAUGAAUUUGUGGCCCUGAUAGGUGCACUCCUUGCCAUCUGCUGCAUGAUUUUCCUGGGCUUCGCGGAUGAUGUACUGAAUUUGCGCUGGCGCCAUAAGCUGCUGCUGCCCACAGCUGCCUCACUACCUCUCCUCAUGGUCUAUUUCACCAACUUUGGCAACACGACCAUUGUGGUACCCAAGCCCUUACGCCCGAUCCUUGGCCUGCAUCUGGACUUGGGGAUCCUGUACUAUGUCUACAUGGGGCUGCUGGCAGUGUUCUGUACCAAUGCCAUUAAUAUUCUAGCAGGAAUUAAUGGCCUUGAGGCUGGCCAGUCACUCGUCAUUUCUGCUUCCAUCAUUGUCUUCAACUUGGUGGAGCUGGAUGGUGAUUAUCGAGAUGAUCACAUCUUUUCUCUCUACUUCAUGAUACCCUUUUUUUUCACCACCUUGGGACUGCUCUACCAUAACUGGUACCCAUCACGGGUGUUUGUGGGAGAUACCUUCUGUUACUUUGCUGGCAUGACCUUUGCCGUGGUGGGCAUCUUGGGACACUUCAGCAAGACCAUGCUCCUCUUCUUCAUGCCCCAGGUGUUCAACUUCCUCUACUCACUGCCUCAGCUCCUGCAUAUCAUCCCCUGUCCUCGCCACCGUAUGCCCAGACUCAAUACCAAGACAGGCAAACUGGAGAUGAGCUAUUCCAAGUUCAAGACCAAGAGCCUCUCUUUCUUGGGCACCUUUAUUCUAAAGGUAGCAGAGAACCUUGGGCUACUGACGGUGCGCCACAGUGAGAAUGAGGAUGGUGCCUUCACGGAAUGUAACAACAUGACCCUCAUCAACUUGCUACUUAAAGUCUUUGGGCCCAUGCAUGAGAGAAACCUCACCCUCCUCCUGCUGUUGCUACAGGUCGUCGGUAGUGCUGUCACCUUCUCCAUUCGGUACCAGCUUGUCCGACUCUUCUAUGAUGUCUGAGUCCCCUGAUCCAUUGCCCUUUGCUUCACAGCCUCCGGGGUUCCUGACUCAGGCCAACAUUUCCUGGACCAAGACUGCCAACUGGCCCAGGCCUCUCCCACCCUUCAUUUUCCUCCAGAUUUUGUUCUCAGCAUUUCCUUUCCCCUGUGAUUAUUGACACUUGGGCCUGUCUUGCUCUCUAAUAACUGGUGAUUGGACUUUGCCUAUGGCUUUCUUCAGCUUGCCACUCUCCCUCUCCAUCCCAUCUUUGCUGCCUCCUAAGUUGGGGUACUGUAGCUUUUAUGCAAUUGCCCACAACUCUGACACUCAAGGAAAAUGCUGGACUUGGGGACAGAACUCUGGCUGGGGAUAGGGACACAGGUUCAAAGGUGACUUGACAUUUGACUAUAAAUUAAGUAUUCUGAUGAUUAAGAGCAGACCGGGGGCCAGGUGCUCCCAGUGGUGACAAUAAAGUAUUGUCUUUUU